This is a messenger RNA of Eruca vesicaria subsp. sativa (arugula), 525 nucleotides long. NCBI's taxonomy places the organism in Eukaryota, Viridiplantae, Streptophyta, Magnoliopsida, Brassicales, Brassicaceae. The record is from the annotation of a GenBank genome assembly.
CCGUCUUCUUCUCUCACCAACCAAAUGGAUCCUCGCAUCGCCACAACCUCCGUGUUCCAGUGGUCUCGAAGUCGCCGAAAGAUUCAUAUCCGCCGUCGUAAGUCACAGGUAGUGCGUCUUGGCGGGAAGAACAACGUGGUGCCACAUGGUGGAUUCUCGUUUAAGAAGAUGGUGCGGAAGAUGAAGCUGAGAUGGUUGAGACUACACUACGUGAAACUGGUGAAGAAGAUCAAUGGGUUCUAUCGUAAUUUGGUGAAAGAGUUCGCAGACGCAGGAGCUGACCUUGAAGCACUUCAGAAGCGAAUGGCGGUUGAAGGGGCGUCCUUCGCGGUUCCGGGUUUUGGUCUCUCUUUCGCCUCUAUGUCAGUUCAUGACCGAUCACGGCAUUUUCUUGUAUAGUAUCAAUGAUCACAUUCAUUAAAUUAUUAAUCUCGUAUAAGUUCUUAUAACCUUUUAUUGUUGUUGUAAUUGUAUCUUGUUAUUAUUUUACUGUGAUUUCGUAUUUCCAGGAAUCAUAUUUGCGGC